AUGGCAGGGCACAAAAUUUCUGCCUUCGAUAGGGCCCGAUUUAUCGCUUUGCAUGAAGAAGGUCUCAGCAGGCAUCAAAUUGCUGAUCGUUUAAAUUUAGUGCGAAGUAUUGUCAGCCGAAUUAUACAACGGUAUAUGGACACCGGAAAUGUAAGAUCUCGUCCUAGGUUGGGCCGUCCAAGGAUAACGACUGAACGACAGAAUCGCUACUUGGCUCAAUUUGCCAGAAGAAAUCGGAUAGGUUUGAUCAGUGAUGACUAUCGUCAGCGAGUGUGGAGGGAGGCAGGGAGGCAGCAUCGCUUGAAUACAGCCCUUGCUGUUGCUCCUUAUCAAGGAGGAACUGAGAUGUUCUGGGGUGGCAUCAUGUACAAUAGGCGAACAGAGCUCAUUCAUAUUCCUGAGGUGAUGAACGCCCAUUUGUAUGUGGAAACUGUAAUCAGACCAAUAAUUUAUCCACUGCGAGAAGAAAUCGGCAAUAAUUUUAUUCUCAUGGAUGAUAACGCUCGUCCUCACAGAGCUAGGAUAGUCCAGGUAGCAUUAAAUGAGGGGAAAUAA
Molecule: messenger RNA, 555 nt
Organism: Sitophilus oryzae (rice weevil)
Lineage: Eukaryota; Metazoa; Arthropoda; Insecta; Coleoptera; Curculionidae
Exons: 2
Coding region: 1-555 (184 amino acids)
Molecular function (GO): nucleic acid binding
Source: RefSeq, a predicted model, not a curated record